Molecule: messenger RNA, 1439 nt
Organism: Lasiosphaeria miniovina
Lineage: Eukaryota; Fungi; Ascomycota; Sordariomycetes; Sordariales; Lasiosphaeriaceae
Exons: 1
Coding region: 420-1184 (254 amino acids)
Source: RefSeq, a predicted model, not a curated record
CAGCAACAAGACACCUCCACCACACGACGGAUCCAAAAUUCCCCCGCGAUGCACCGCGAGUUGCGGACUUGUGACGCGUCAGACACGCAUGAGAUGGAGCCAAGCCACCACAGAUUUGGACGGCGAAGCUCUCCCGCGCUUUGCGUGCGCGCAAGACUCAAGUACCUGAAUAGCGGCAUUUGAGCGAACACGUCGCUGGGUCGAAGCCAUGGCGUCGCCAAAUGCCACCUCUAUUGAUAAAGACAACACCCGGAUGCAGCUGAGCGAUAUUUGAGACAAAAGCCAUCACAUUUGCCAGCUCCUCAAACCAAAGUCGCUAAUCAAUCUCAUAACAUUCUCAAUUAAUUGCCAAAACCCCCAAGCAUCUGCACCCAAUUCAACAUAAUUAUUCUCAUCCAACGUCUCGUCCCCAACUCGCCAUGUCUGCCCCAGAGUCCUCUGCGCCGAAGGCCGUCUUUUUCCUCGGCGCAACAGGCGGAUGUGGCUUCGCGGCGUUGCGCCGCUGCAUCGAAGCCGGAUACGCAUGCGUCGCCCUGUGCCGAGUGCCCUACAAGCUGACCGACAAGCUCUCGCCGAAAGAGCGCGAAGCGGUGCGCAUCGACGAGGGCAACGCCCACGGCGGCGACGCCGUGCGGCGGUGUCUUGCCCACCCGUCGCGCCCCGGCGCCAUGGUCGACUACGUCAUCUCGUCCAUUGGCAACGAGCCGUCGCUGCAGGGGCUGCGCAACGCCGACUCGGACGUCUGCCGGAAGGGCAUGGACGUGCUGCUGCAGGCAAUCCAGGCCCUGCGCGCCGACGGCGUCGCCGGGCGCCCGCGCAUCGUCGGCAUCAGCUCCACCGGCCUGAGCUCCUUCGCCCGCGACCUGCCGCUGCUCAUGGUGCCGCUGUACAAGGUCGUGCUGGCCAUCCCCCACCGCGACAAGAAGGCCAUGGAGGACCUGAUGAUCGCCAGCGGCGAGGACUGGACCGUUAUCCGCGCGAGCGGGCUGACCAACGGGCGAGUGACCGCCGGCGACAGCAAGGUGCGCGCGGGCAUGGAGAUCCCACAGGAGAAAAAGGUCGAGACCAAGGCCAUCGGCUAUACCAUCUCGCGUGAGGACGUUGGGAGGUGGAUCUUUGAGAAGAUAGUCCAGGAGGACCAGGCUCGCACGUGGGUGCAGAGGGUUGCGACCAUCACUCACUGAUUUCCUCGUCAUGUUUCCAUACCAAGCCCCCUUUUAAAGACCCCUAUCGUAUACUGGGUAAUGAUAAUCAAUCCAUAGAUACCCCUGCCUGUAACUACUAAUAUUGCAGAUGACUCCCUCCUCAAAAUACCUUUAUUUUAGUAACUUCAUUUAAUUACCUCGUCUGAAUGAUUCUGUCCUGAAUACGGUUGGUUUAGUGCAAAGGACUUUCUUGCCUGAAUGAACAUGGACCCAACCUUUGACCUUGACGGCGAC